Messenger RNA from Adineta ricciae, 1017 nucleotides. Lineage: Eukaryota; Metazoa; Rotifera; Eurotatoria; Adinetida; Adinetidae. The record is from the annotation of a GenBank genome assembly.
AUGUCAUCAGACGCAGAUCUUGUCGCUCUAUUAAACAAAGCUUCCUUCCAAAUCAAUCGUUACUUUGCCAUUUUUAUCUUUCUCUUUGGAACUACUGGAAAUAUUCUCAACAUUUUAGUGCUCGCACAAAGGCCUUUGCGUUCAAAUCCAUGCACCUGGCUUUUUCUCAUGUCAUCUAUCGCUUUUCUCAUCAGUAUUCUUGCCGGUAUCAUCUCACGAUUUCUUUCCACAUGGGGAGCUGAUCUAACAAGCACUAAUCAGUUCCUUUGCAAAUUUCGAGCCUAUAUAGUAUUCAGUUCAAUGACUACUGGAUUCUGGCUCAUCAUGUUGGCCACAGUCGAUCGAUGGCUUUCGUCGAGUGUCGAUGCUAAUCGACGACGAAUGAGCACUCUGAAGAAUGCUCAGCGUGGCGCAGCUCUCAUUAUCAUACUCUCAUUACUUGUUCGAAUACUAGAAUUACUUUGUUUCGAAGCUAAUCUUACCGAUACGCCACUGAAGUGCUACUUGAAAACGACUAUAUGUGCCAUUGUAUCGGAUUUAUGCUUUGCUCUGAUCACUAUUCUCUGUCCAUUGCUGCUGAUGCUAAUAUUUGGAUUGAUGAUCAUAUCGAACGUGCGUCAGUCGCGCGCGCGUUUACAACCAAUACCUGUACCAAUCAAUAGUCGUUCAACUCAAAACACAACAACAUCUGCUGCUAAUGAACAUCAGAGUCAACAAAGGAGAAUGGAUCGGCAUCUAUUGAUCAUGCUCUUUGUUCAAGUCCUUGUUCUUUUUGGAUUGACUUUUCCACUGGCGAUUUCAAAACUUUACUCAACAAUAACGCGAGGUUAUGUAAAAUCAGUAUCACAGAAUGCUAUUGAGAAUUUUAUUUUCAAUCUAUUUCUUCUAUUCACAUUUAUUGCAUUCGGAAUUCCAUUUUAUAUAUAUACACUGACUGGAGGACAUGUAUUUCGACAAGCACUCUUCAGCUUGAUAGAAAUCCUUGUUCGAAAACUGAAAUGUCAACGUGAUCAAUAG